AUGCCGGCUCGACUGCCACCCAGAGCGACGGCCGCCGGUCGGAGCCUUCUGGAGCAAGCCGUCCGUCCCAAUGGCAAGUCCGUAUGUCUCUUCUGCUCGUUGACGCCGUCGCCAAGCUCAAACUCGACGCGAAACGCGAGACGAAAAGCCGUCGGCCCACCACGCCGGCUCCAGUCCACCUCGACCAGCGCACCGCCCGACGCCCGGAAAGAGUUGGAGGACGCCUUGGUCGACCUGCAAAGGCAUGCUGCCAACUUUGUCAACCUGUCGAGGCUGCAGCUUGCCGUCAACGGGUUGCGACAGCAGCCCGGCAACGAGGCGAUUCGAGUCGCGAUCCUAGGCCUUACCGAUGGCGCAGAAUCGGGCAAGUCCGCGAAGCAGGUGCUCAAGCUACUGCUGGCAGAUCCGUUGAAGGACGAGGAGGAGUGGGAAAGACAGGUGGAACGCCAUGAUUUGGCGCAGCCCAUGAUCAUCAGGGUGGGACGGGAGAAGCACCAAGAGCCCGGUACAAUCUCUCUGGCCAACGACAGCGUGUUACAUGAGGUCAAUGUCUCGUCCGCAACGCUCAAUGGACACAACUUGGAACUACUGCUCAUGGAGACCUUUCCAUUCGACGCGUCGCCGGGAGGAGGAUUGGAGGGGUUCGAAGAUUCCGUGCUGGUGCCUGCUGUUGAGAUCCCAGCAUCCGACUCAGGGAGGUUCUCUCCGAUCACAACGCCCGUACACAAAGCCCUCGUCGUGGGCAACGGUCUCAUGGGUGCUGCCUCGGUGGUGUCGCUACCACUGCUCGAGAGCGAAAGCUUCAUCAAAGCAGCCGUGGACAUGCCAGGGUACAAGUCCGCGGACACCGCGUCUCUGCCAUUCGUCCCAGUUGACGUAGGAACUGCCAGAGUUGGGCUGGGUCUUAUUCGUAACAGCCUCAAUGACGCCAUGGAGUAUGAGCGCAUGUGGUUUCAAAGCAACAUGCCAAAGCUUGCAGAGUGGUUGAAAACCGAUAUCUCCUCUGCAGAGGGUGUGACGAAGGCUCCUGUGCGGCGCUUGAUCGCUUCUGUGCUACAGAAUGCCUCGGCUUCCAUCCGGAAUGCAGAGGCUCGUUCAGUAUCUACAUCGCUUGGAUCCACUGUCGCGCCAACUUCAACACAGCAUCUCAAGGCCAGCUUAGCUGAGUGGGCAGAAAAUGCCCAUGGUGAGCUUCAGGAAUCAUUAGACCUUGCUUUCUCGAGCAAGAGAUGGCGAAAGCUGGGCUGGUGGAAGCUCUUCUGGCGUGUGGACGAUGUCCACAUGCUAACUACGGAUAUCCUCAACCAGCGAUUCCUUCCAAACGCCGAGAAGAAUGCUAUCUAUCUGGCUGGGCGAAUUCAAGAGGCUUCCUCGAGAGCAGACCUUACUGCCGCCUACAGACAGCCCGAGGCACCAGAAACAGACGAAGCCAGUAAUGGACGUAGUCGCUGGCCAAUAAAUAUCCCCACUACAAGGGCGUACCUACAGAACGAGACGAUACCUGCCUUGCAAGCUCUGGCCCAGAAGCUAGUCUUCCAAACACUCAGCACAUCUGGUCUGACCACGUCCCUUGGUGCGCUGGCAUACUUCGGCACCCUUACCACGGGCAUCUACGAGGCUGGUGCUGUCGCAGCUCUCGGGAUUGUCUGGAGCCUGAACCGCAUGCAGAAGCAAUGGGAAACUGCUCGGAAGUUCUGGGAGGGAGAAGUCAGGGAAGAAGGCCGAAAGGCUGUCAGGGGCGUGGAGGUUGCUGUUGAGGAUGUCUUGGAACAGACAGAGGACAUCGCCAAGGGAGAUGUUACCAGUAAUGCCGAGCUUGACAGAGCCCGUCAACUAGUCGCCAAAGCUACUGACGCCCUCGAGAGGCUGAAGUGA
Molecule: messenger RNA, 1875 nt
Organism: Neoarthrinium moseri
Lineage: Eukaryota; Fungi; Ascomycota; Sordariomycetes; Amphisphaeriales; Apiosporaceae
Exons: 1
Coding region: 1-1875 (624 amino acids)
Source: RefSeq, a predicted model, not a curated record